UCCGGCAGGUAUUUCCAACAUGGAGUCGAGCGGACUGAAGAUGAGUUUCUGGGAGAGCGGACCAAAGCCGGGACAGUUUUACUCUUUCCCCGGGAGCAGCGGGCCGGACACGUCCUGCGGGCCGGUCAGACACACACUUAACCCCAUGGUAACCGGGACGUCUGUGCUCGGCGUGAAGUUCACCGGCGGCGUCAUCAUCGCAGCAGACAUGUUGGGCUCGUACGGCUCGCUGGCUCGCUUCAGGAACAUCUCGCGUCUCAUGAAGGUGACGUUCGCUGCUUACACACCGUAACUGUCAUAAAAGCAU
Molecule: messenger RNA, 307 nt
Organism: Plectropomus leopardus (leopard coralgrouper)
Lineage: Eukaryota; Metazoa; Chordata; Actinopteri; Perciformes; Serranidae
Source: RefSeq, a predicted model, not a curated record